Messenger RNA from Medioppia subpectinata, 801 nucleotides. Lineage: Eukaryota; Metazoa; Arthropoda; Arachnida; Sarcoptiformes; Oppiidae. The record is from the annotation of a GenBank genome assembly.
AUGUCUAAAUACGGGAUUAACGACAGGAACUGUGGCCUCAAAGGCUUCACACGCGAAACCAUUGAGAUAUUGUAUAACAACACUAAAUGUUUUCACAACAGCUAUAGUCCACAAACAGUGAUGGAUAUGUCUGGUCCGCCCCUAUGGCGUGAACAGGAUCUGACGACCAGUCGUAUAAUGGGUCGGGUGCGCAAAGCGAAGUUGGGCGAAGCACCAUGGGUGGUUAGCAUUAUCAGCUAUGGUUAUAAGUACGAACGAGGUACCGUAUCUGGGGGUGUAGCACCUUGGAAAAAGUUCAGCAUUGAGUGCAGCGGUGUAUUGGUUACCAAACGAUGGGUUUUAACGGCCGCCGAAUGUCUCAUACCGUUUGGUAAUAAUAAAGAGAAUGGAGUGGGAAUAGUGGGAAAAGUGCAGUGUAAGGUUAACUAUACUUACUAUGGCGUCGGCCGCACAGACGGCGUGGCUCUGUGUCGGCUCCAUCAGGACUUCAACAUCCAGGUAGAGGGUGGACACAUGUUGGUCAACACCGUAUGCCUGCCUGAGUCGGGUCGAGUGCUCACUCACACCGAGUUGGCCACAAUGUACGGCUUUGGAGAGACUGACUCGUAUAAGGCUACUGAUAAUUGGUUACGUAAGGGUGUGAUUAAACUACAGCCGUCCAGCGCUUGUCCCGAUUCCUAUCCCGAAAACCUGUGCUCCGAUUACAAGAGAGACAACAUAUCCGCGCCCUGUUAUGACAAGUGUUUAGUCGAUGACUUUGUUUGUGGGCACCAGUCCUGUGGAUAUUCAUCUAAACGCUAA